GACUCGACAACCAAACUGGCCUCAGAUGUUCAGUGGUGAGUCGAUCACUCUGACAUGUGAGGUCCAGGGAGGAGGAACCACUGAGUGGACGUGUGAAUGGAGGAGAUCUGGGUCAAUAAUACACAAGACAGACAGUAAAGACUGGACUUUCAUUGUCUCUGAGUCCAGCAGUGGAAACUACAUGUGUCAGUGUAGAAGCAGAGAUGACUGGUAUUCUUCAACACAGAGGAGUGAAACCAUCAGACUGUCUGUAUCAAGAGAUAAACCUGGAGCCAAACUGACAGCAGGUUCAUCAACCAUACCAGUAGGGGGCAGUGUGACACUGAGCUGCUCAGUGGAGCCCUCUGCUGGAUGGAAGUACAAAUGGUUCAGGCGGACCUCAGAUUCUUCUUUUGUUGAAUUCAGCAGAAAUAAUGAAGAAAACAGAGAAAUCACUGUGACACAAGGAGGAAUCUAUAAGUGUGAUGGAAAGAGAGGAAAUCCCUCAUUCUACAGUCAUUCAAGCCUUGAGAACAUCAUUGAAAUAAUGUUUUCCAACAAGGUUUUUGUGACUCGACAACCAAACGGUUCUCAUGUCUUCAGUGGUGAGUCGAUCACUCUGACAUGUGAGGUCCAGGGAGGAGAAACCACUGAGUGGACGUGUGAAUGGAGGAGAUCUGGGUCAUAA
Xiphophorus maculatus (southern platyfish) is the source of this 667-nucleotide messenger RNA. Its product is annotated as HEPACAM family member 2-like. The transcript has 3 exons. Gene Ontology annotation, biological process: cell surface receptor signaling pathway. The record is from RefSeq and is a predicted model, not a curated record. Lineage: Eukaryota; Metazoa; Chordata; Actinopteri; Cyprinodontiformes; Poeciliidae. Gene Ontology annotation, molecular function: transmembrane signaling receptor activity. Bases 26 to 667 code for a protein of 213 amino acids.